Molecule: messenger RNA, 1006 nt
Organism: Paecilomyces variotii
Lineage: Eukaryota; Fungi; Ascomycota; Eurotiomycetes; Eurotiales; Thermoascaceae
Product: DUF985 domain protein
Exons: 2
Coding region: 142-867 (241 amino acids)
Cellular component (GO): intracellular anatomical structure
Source: RefSeq, a predicted model, not a curated record
GUUCAGAGAUAUAUAGUUUAUAACCACUUUCUCAUUUACAAAAGAAAAAAAGUGUUAACACCUCUUCCAACCUCACAUCCAACCAAAUCCUCUUUUCCCCAGAACAAACCAAAAAAAGGAGCAUUAUCAUAAGACCUCACCAUGUCCUCCUCUUCCACCCCCCUCUCAACCCUCAAACCCAUCUACCCCCCACCAUCCAGCACACCCAUCGAUCCCACCACCCAACCCGAACAACAACCCUCCAUCCUCUCAACCAUCACCACACUCAACCUCACCCCUCACAUCGAAGGCGGCUACUUCACCGAAACUGACCGCUCACCACUCAACAUCCCGAACCCAUUCCUAUCCGAUCCCAACCUCUCCUACGCCGCCCCUUCAAACGCGACAACCCGUCUCGCCCCAGGUCAAGAUAACACAACUCGCUCCGCGAGCACGACGAUUUAUUACUACUUGACGCCCGGGACGCCUCUGGGUGCGUUUCAUCGGAAUCGGGGCCGGACGGUGCAUACUCUUCACUGGGGAAGGGGAAGGUAUGUGUUGAUUCACGCGGAUGAGGUGAUGAGUCCAGAGGGGAAGGUGGUGGAGGGGAAGAAAGCGAGGAUCGAGACGUUUGUUGUCGGGAAGGAUAUUCAGAAGGGGGAGAAAGUGCAGUGGAUCGUGGAAGGGGGGAAGUAUAAAGCGAGUUAUCUUCUGCCGGAUCAGGAGGGGGAUGGGGAGAAGAGGACGGAGGGGUUGUUGAUUAGUGAGACUGUCGUUCCGGGGUUCGAGUUCGCUGAUCAUGAUUUUAUGCUUCCGGAGACGAUGGAGGAGCUAUUGACUCCUGAGCAGGUUGAGGAGCUGAAAUGGAUGCUGAGAAAGGGUGUUUAGGAGAAUGGUUGAAUCUAGAUAGAUGGUUCAACAAAUCAGCACACAGCAAGCCCAUACUUCUAAAACCAGGCUCUAUUUCAUUCAUACGCAAUGUACAUGGCUUAAUAUACAAUCCCACAACUCCCCCGCCUAUUUCUCC